Messenger RNA from Funneliformis geosporum, 234 nucleotides. NCBI's taxonomy places the organism in Eukaryota, Fungi, Glomeromycota, Glomeromycetes, Glomerales, Glomeraceae. The record is from the annotation of a GenBank genome assembly.
AUGGUUUUUGUAUCUCAACAACUGCAUGCUCGUUCACCAAAGUUUUGCGACAUCCCGGCGGCUCUGGAACGACUAUUUAUUUCACUUGUUGUUGCGGGGUAUUUUGCCAAAACGAGUGGAUGUAUCGUAUUUCCAAUACAAGGCAUUGCAAAAGAUUCUCUGUUAGAUUAUUGGUUACAAAAAGCCUCUACGAGCUCACAAAUGCUGGAAUUAGUGCAGUUUAAUACUAUUUGA